UUUAAUAAUUUCAACUGACCAAGCCUGUCCUUUGGUUUGCACUAAGCCUUCUGUUCACACAGUUGACUGACCAGACAAAGGGAAUAUCUGCUUCACUGAUGAUCUGAAAUAUACUAUCGUAGAAAUUACAAUAUGUUGGAGAUGCUUGAAUACAGUCAUUACCAGGUGCAGACCCACCUGGAAAACCCAACCAAGUACCACAUCCAGCAGGCCCAGAGGCAGCAGGUGAGGCAGUACCUAUCUACCACACUCGGGGGAAAGCCUGGGAGUCAGGCAGGCAGCUUGCAGUGCCCCAGCCAACCCCCGGAGCACGGUAUGCCCCCCGGCCCAGGUAGCAGUGCCCCCAACAGCCCCAUGGCCCUACUGACCUUGAGCUCCAACUGUGAGAAGGAGAUGGAUGAUGUCAUUGAUGACAUUAUUAGCUUGGAAACAAGUUAUAAUGAUGAUAUUCUUGGACUUAUGGAUCCUGGACUUCAAAUUACUAAUACGCUUCCUGUAUCUGGUAACCUUCUGGACAUGUAUGGAAACCAAGGACUUCCCCCACCUGGACUUGCCAUCAGUAACUCUUGCCCUGGUAACUUGUCUAACAUCAAAAGGGAAUUCUCAGCUCCUGGCAUGAUACACCUACUGGACAAGACUGGAUCCUGUGGCCAGUUUGACAACUACCAAAGGCCUGAGGGCUUUCCAGUAGAAGCUGAGGUCCGAGCAAUGGCCAAGGAAAGACAGAAAAAGGACAACCACAACUUAAUUGAACGGAGAAGGAGGUUCAACAUCAAUGACAGAAUCAAAGAGCUUGGAACUUUGAUUCCCAAGUCAAAUGAUCCGGACAUGCGCUGGAAUAAGGGCACCAUUCUGAAGGCCUCAGUUGACUACAUCAGGAAACUACAGAGGGAGCAGCAGAGAGCCAAGGAGCUGGAGCUUAGACAGAGGAGGCUGGAGAACGCAAACCGCCAUCUGAUGCUGCGCAUACAGGAGUUGGAGAUGCAAGCUCGGGCUCACGGUCUUGCGGUUUUGCCCUCGUCUUCCCUCUGCUCCUCUGAGCUGAUGGCCCGAGCUAUCAAGCAGGAGCCCGUCCUAGGGGACUGUCCAUCAGACCUGUACCAGCAGUCGGGUCCCAACAUGUCCCCUCCCACCACACUGGACCUGAACAACGGCACCAUCCACUUCAACAACAGCCCGUUGGGUGCCGGGGACCCAGGGGCCUACAGCUCCAGCAAGGCCUCCGGUAAACUCAAGGACAUUCUAAUGGACAACACCCUGUCACCCAUAUCCUCCAACGACCCCCUUCUGUCCUCAGUGUCCCCAGACACUUCCAACAGCAGCAGCAGGCGUAGCAGCAGCUCUGGCAUGGAGGAGAAUGAUCGUGGUUGUUAGCUGCAGCGCCCACUAGCUCAAAUCACACUGACAUUUGAUACUGUGUCCGGUUGCCUGUGAAAUUCUAAACAUCCACUGCACAGCCUUUACAUUUUCCUUUCUGUACAUUGAAUCUAAAAGGAAUACAAUUGGAUUUUUAUGUACGUUCUAAAGAUGCACACUACUCACUCCAUAUUUUCAAAGUGAAAGAAAAAUAAUCGAACAUUUUCUAAAUUACAACAAAAUGCUAUUUGAGGUGUUGAUUGUGUCUUCACACAACGUGAUGUCCUCAAACCCAAGAGUUAUAUUGCGGUCAAAGCACCUUUUACAGCCAUACAUUACAUAUUUCACUUACUUUUGGAUUGGAAAUAAUUUGUGACUGUAAUGUUCAAACAUUUUCUCAAGUUUCUUACAGCAAAUUGAAGUCAGGAUGGGGCCUAGACCAUUAAAGGAAGCAUCUCUUGGAAACCCAUCGGUUAAGAUCUGGCAAGAAACUUGGCAUAAUUGUACUUAAUUGUAUCCUAGGGUAAGCUUUAUAUAAGACUGAUACAGGUUUUUAUUCAUCUUUUUAUAUGGGUUUCUUCUUCAACCUCUUAAGCUUCAGGUUUUGCUUAAAUUCAUUACAACACAACACUGUUUCAUUUUUAAGUAUGCAUCAUGCAUCAUGCAUCAUUUGGGUAUGUGUGACUUCAACACAGAUUUUCUUCUUGUGUAAAAGGGGGAAAGAGGUAAAGUCCAUGUAAAUGUUAAACGAAAUCCUACCUAUUUUUUUGGUUUUACUUUUCAGCAACAAUAACACAAAUGUUCAUGCCAAAGACACCAUCAUUGCUUUCUAAAGAGGUAUUUAUAAAAACAACACCACCAACUCAGCAUUGUGGUCAAGGUAUUUAGGAGUAGCAUUCCAAUCAUCCCAUCUUGUCCUCUGAGUGACAUUUAUGUUGUGCAAUGUGGAAGUAGUUCUGUUUUUGGCACUGGUUUCAACUUUUAGCCUGGGCCACUUCUUGGUAUCACCUUGUCAGAUGUAAGUUGACACCCAGCAGCUUUUUGGAGAUCUGAAGUGCAGAGUCCAUCUUGCAAAGAUCAUUUGCAUUCUGGAAGAUUUUUAAGAAAUGUUCAGUGACUCAAGGGAAAGUAAACAAAGUAUCUUCCUUACAGUAAAAUGUUCUGUUGGAAUGUUCCUAGGAGUACAACAUCAGGGAGACUUUAACCAUUUUAUGUUCUGCAUGGCAGAUCUGUGGUGUUUUUAUAUUAAAGAAAUUAAAAAUUUGAUCAAAUUCUACAGCAUUCAAAUUUCAUACAGCAACGUUUUGAACGUUCUCUUGAAGAUGCCUAACUCAAAAUAAGGCAAAAUAAGCAUUGUCAUGAUUGUGAUAUUGCAUGGAAGACUUUAAAUGGAGUAUAAAUGUAGCUAGCUAGUGAGGAUUAAGUGUAUAGCAAUGGAUUUUACCUAGCAAACAUCUGCAUUGAUUGUUAUUCUUGACACACUUUGCCAUGUGUCUAAAUAAGUACACUUUCCAAUUUCAUAAUGACUGCGAAGUUGCUAAUGUAACUCCCGUAAAUAAGAUAAAGCAGUAGUAACUGGUACAAGUAAAAAUGAGUAGUAAUAGUAGCAAUUAGAGUAGUGGGUAUUAGUACUAGUAAGGGUAGAAGGAAUAGUACACUAACUGUAAUGAAUAGUUGCAGAAAUAGUAGUAGCAGUAAUUGUUGCAGUGGUAGUAGGAGUAGUAGUAGGCGCAAUAGUAGUGAUACUAGUAGCAAUAGCAUCAGUUGUGGUUGUAGUAGUAGUAUUAGUAAGGGCAGAAGGAGUAAUACAUUGACUGUAAUGAAUAGCCAUGGAAAUAAUAGUCGAAAUAGCCUUUAAGGGAAAUUGAUAUAGAUGUAGGGCAUGGGUUCACUGUUGUUUGUACUAAGAGUUUAUAUAGCAAUGUACUUAAAAAGCAAUGCAUCUUGAUCCAAACUACUUUUGAUCAUCCCUGAACUCAAACAAACAGCUUUAAUGUUUGAUGGAUUUUAUAAUGAAAACAGUACUAAUUAACUUUUUGCCAAAGUGGUUGGAAUAUGGGGCAAAACAGCAGUUGUUACUAAAAAGUUUAAAAUCAAUGUUGCAGAUUAUGAUUAAUAAAACAGGUGUUGGUUUUCAAUAGUAAUAGCCAUUUAUGUUCAGAUUUCAUUUUUGGUUGUACAUCAUUGUAAAGAAUUCUAAUGGCUGUCAAAGGUGCCUUUAGCAAAUAAUACAUCUGGGAGGUUAAAAAACUGCAGUCAAGAAAUCUGUUUUAUUGUUUAAAACACAUGGAGUAGGAUGUGUGGUUCUUUAGUGUGAAAAAAGUCAGUGUAAUCACUUUAAAGUGAUUUAAGGCAGCAAAAGAGGUAUGUGAAUGUUAUCCACAGUAGAAGCAUUUUUUACACUGGGAACUACAUUAGGUGCUGCUAUGGCCUAUUUCAUGAGAUCAUUCCCUUUUAGCAUCUGAUGCUUUACUCUGUAUGCAGAGGAUAAAGACAUUGGGAAUGUUUUGUCUUUUGUUUAUGUCUGUUUUACAUAAUCAUUGUUGCUUUCUGGAUCCAAAUCUGAUUGUUCAGAUUAGGCAACUUAAUAUGACUGAGGACAUACUGUAAGAUUCAAUUUUUAUGAGUGAGUUCUUUGAUAGGAAGUGCAAAAUAACAUGAGAUUUUAUUAUAUGUAAUAUUUGAUAUUUUUUCAUAUAAUAUUUGUUAAAUACAGUU
Molecule: messenger RNA, 4074 nt
Organism: Esox lucius (northern pike)
Lineage: Eukaryota; Metazoa; Chordata; Actinopteri; Esociformes; Esocidae
Gene: mitfa
Product: melanocyte inducing transcription factor a
Exons: 9
Coding region: 133-1374 (413 amino acids)
Biological process (GO): regulation of transcription by RNA polymerase II; melanocyte differentiation
Cellular component (GO): nucleus
Molecular function (GO): protein dimerization activity; DNA-binding transcription factor activity, RNA polymerase II-specific; RNA polymerase II cis-regulatory region sequence-specific DNA binding
Source: RefSeq, a predicted model, not a curated record